This is a messenger RNA of Aaosphaeria arxii CBS 175.79, 880 nucleotides long. RefSeq lists its product as uncharacterized. The record is from RefSeq and is a predicted model, not a curated record. Lineage: Eukaryota; Fungi; Ascomycota; Dothideomycetes; Pleosporales. The transcript has a single exon. The coding region runs from base 428 to 715 and encodes 95 amino acids.
ACGCGCGCGCGCAAGCGGCCCGACUACUGGGACACGGCACACGGAACACCCCAUCAAUCGUGCCUGAGUUUCCAAAUCGCGCGAUUACGAUUUUCUCCGAUGUAAGGUUGGAAACGAAAGCAAACGGGGGAAGCGGGUAGGGCGAUCGUCAUUCCCUUUUUCGGAGCUGUCUAUACAUGAGUCGUGCUCGAUCAGGCUACCCAUCUUCCUGUUUUCGUUCUAUCUCGGCCCGUUUUGAAUUGUGCUUGCUGUGCUGUGCGCGUUCUUUCUUCUGCAUGGGCACAGAUACGAAGGCAGCGCAUGUUGGGUGAGGCUGGGUGACUGAGCGUGGUCUGAUCGGAGGGAUUCUCGUUCCUUUUCUCGGCAGCGAAUUGGAGCGAAUUGGAGGCAACGGAAGACAAAUCAUGAGCGUAUGUAGAGGUUCAAAAUGUACACAUGGAAAGCCUGUAUUUCGUCGAGUUGCUUGAUCGGGCCAUUGGGUGUUUGGGAACGGACAGAGACUAGGACUGGGUACCAACCGGGGAACUGGGAAUGGUACGUUGUUGUUCUGGAUGUCCCUGUUAACUACUUGUUCGGAGGCAUGAAUGCGACAGGUGCGGGUGUGCGGGAGCUUCGGUGGUAUUGUACGGCGGGACUGGUAUUUGUAAGUCUGGUCGGCGAGGCUGGCUCUGGGGUUUGGGGGCUUUCGGUUCUUUUAAGUGCCGUGCCGUGUUGAUGGAUGAUGUCGGUCCUAUUCUUCCUUUGCGUGGAUGAUCGCGGGAGGAUUACGUUGGCAGUAUGGGUUUGUGUCAUUGUUUGUGAUGAACGGUGUUAAUGUAAGCGUGCAUUGAGAUAGUCAUGUUUGGAUCGGUUGCACAGUAGGUAGCUAAGUGUUGCGGAG